Messenger RNA from Sphenostylis stenocarpa, 1743 nucleotides. Lineage: Eukaryota; Viridiplantae; Streptophyta; Magnoliopsida; Fabales; Fabaceae. The record is from the annotation of a GenBank genome assembly.
AUGGAAGUUUCUUCGGAGCCGCCGUCGAACGGCGCCGGCGAAACCAUCAGCAAGAAUGCACUGAAGCGAGAACUGAAGAACAAACAGAGAGAAGAAGAAAGGAAGCGCAAAAGAUUGAAAAGUUUGACUGGAAAACGUGGAAAAGUAAAUUGGGCAGCUGAAAUGCAGAGGGCUAAGGAUAUCAAAUAUGCACCUGUUGAUGAGGAUGAUAUGGACCCGACUCAAUACCUUGAGAAUAGGUUGAAGUAUCUUGCAGUUCAAAAGGCAGAUGGGAGAAAUCCAUAUCCACACAAAUUCUUUGCCACUAUGUCCAUUGAUGAAUACAUUAAAGAAUAUGGAGGUUUAAGUGAAGGGCAGCACCUUGAGGAUGUUUCUGUGUCUUUGGCUGGUCGGAUCAUGCACAAGCGCACCUCUGGUUCUAAGCUUGUCUUUUAUGACCUGCACGGUGGUGGUUUCAAGGUCCAGGUUAUGGCCGAUGCGAGUAAAUCAGACUUGAAUGAGGCUGACUUUUCCAAAUUCCAUUCUAAUGUGAAGCGUGGUGACAUAGUUGGUAUCACUGGAUUUCCCGGAAAAAGUAAGAAGGGUGAACUUAGUAUUUUUCCCAAGACUUUUGUGGUGCUGUCUCAUUGUUUGCAUAUGAUGCCAAGGCAAAAGUCUGCUGCUUCUGCGGAUAAUGCAAUUUUGAAGAGAAAUCCAUGGGUACCAGGAAGAACCAGGAAUCCUGAAAUAUAUAUUUUGAAGGAUCAGGAAACUAGAUAUCGGUUACGUCAUUUGGACUUGAUGCUGAAUCCCGAGGUCCGAGAAAUAUUUAAGACCAGAUCUAAAAUCAUUUCUUACAUUAGGAGUUUCCUUAAUGACCUUGAUUUCUUGGAGGUUGAAACACCUAUGAUGAACAUGAUUGCUGGUGGAGCUGCAGCACGCCCAUUUGUAACCCAUCACAAUGACCUUAACAUGAGGCUAUUCAUGAGGAUUGCUCCAGAACUGUAUCUUAAGGAGUUGGUUGUUGGUGGACUGGAACGUGUUUAUGAAAUUGGCAAACAAUUUAGGAAUGAGGGCAUAGAUUUGACUCAUAAUCCUGAGUUUACCACUUGUGAGUUCUAUAUGGCUUAUAAAGACUACAAUGACUUAAUGGAUCUAACUGAGCAAAUGUUGAGUGGUAUGGUUAAAGAACUUACAAAGGGAAGCUAUAAAAUCAAGUAUCAUGCUGAUGGGAUUGACAAGGAACCUAUUGAAAUUGAUUUUACUCCACCUUUCAGAAGGAUUGACAUGAUUGAAGAAUUAGAGAAGAUGGCAGACCUAAAUAUUCCCAAAGACUUGUCCAGUGAGGAAGCUAAUCAAUAUUUGAAAGACGCAUGCUUGAAGUAUGAGAUUAAAUGUCCACCUCCUGAGACAACUGCUUGUUUGUUGGAUAAACUUGUGGGUCACUUUCUGGAAGAAACAUCGAAGCCAGGCUUGACUGAACGUUUUGAAUUAUUUAUCAAUAAACAUGAACUUUGCAAUGCAUAUACUGAACUGAACGACCCUGUAGUACAACGACAGAGAUUUGCAGAACAGGUCAAGGAUCGGCAAUCAGGUGAUGAUGAAGCAAUGGCCUUAGAUGAAACAUUUUGUUUGGCUCUGGAGUAUGGUUUGCCGCCUACUGGUGGUUGGGGUUUGGGUAUUGAUCGGUUGACCAUGUUAUUGACAGAUUCGCAGAAUAUCAAGGAGGUUCUUCUCUUCCCUGCCAUGAAACCUAAAGAUUGA